AUUGAAACCAAAUUGGCCAGAGAGAGUGAGUAUUGAGAGGGACUCUUCUUAAUUCUCAUUAUCCCUUUCUUAAAAACGUUUUUUUUUUUUUUUUUUGAAGAAGAAGAAGAAAGAAGCCAAACCAACAUGCUGAGGAUAGCUUCAAGGAAACUCGAAGGCAAGGUGGCGCUGAUAACAGGGGCAGCAAGUGGCAUAGGAAAAGAAACUGCCGCAAAAUUCAUAAACAACGGUGCCAAAGUUGUAAUAGCAGAUGUACAAAAGCAGCUCGGCCAAGAAACUGCCUCCCAGCUCGGACCAAAUGCCUCCUUUGUGGUAUGCGAUGUUACGAAAGAAUCUGAUGUUUCCAACGCCGUGGAUUUCGCUGUCUCCGACCACGGACAGCUCGAUAUAAUGUACAAUAAUGCAGGUAUCGCAUGCAGUACUUCACCGAGCAUCAUUGACCUUGACCUCGGUGCAUUCAACCGCGUCAUGGCUCUCAACGUCGGAGGCUUGGUGACUGGAAUCAAGCACGCUGCCAGGGUGAUGAUUCCCCGACAAAAGGGUUCCAUUUUGUGCACAUCUAGCGUCACUGGUGUGAUGGGAGGUUUAGCCGCGGUCACAUAUUCAACAUCCAAAUCCAGCAUUAUCGGAAUGAUGAGAUCUGUAACGCCUGAGUUAAGCAAGAAUGGUAUCAGAAUCAAUUGCAUAUCACCCUUUGCCAUUUCAACCCCGUUAUCAGCUGACGAAAUGAAAUUUAUGUAUCCGGGAAUGGACGAUCAGCAUUCUGCUAAGAUUAUACACAGUGCAAGUGAAUUGAAAGGAGCCUACUGUGAGCCUAUUGAUGUGGCUAAUGCUGCUCUUUUUUUGGCUAGUGAUGAUGCCAAAUAUGUUAGUGGCCAAAACUUGGUGGUAGAUGAUGGAUUCACCUCCUAUAAAAGCUUCAACUUUUCCAUGCCUAAUCAAGUAGAGUAAUGCUGCAUAUACUACAAGAAGUGUGAUUUUUUACUAUUUUCAUUUGACAAUUUUCAAAUAUCAAUGCAACUCUGUUUCACCAAAAA
Messenger RNA from Lycium ferocissimum, 1037 nucleotides. Its product is annotated as (+)-borneol dehydrogenase 1-like. The coding region runs from base 127 to 951 and encodes 274 amino acids. Lineage: Eukaryota; Viridiplantae; Streptophyta; Magnoliopsida; Solanales; Solanaceae. The record is from RefSeq and is a predicted model, not a curated record. The transcript is spliced from 3 exons.